This is a messenger RNA of Sporisorium graminicola, 1284 nucleotides long. RefSeq lists its product as uncharacterized. The record is from RefSeq and is a predicted model, not a curated record. Lineage: Eukaryota; Fungi; Basidiomycota; Ustilaginomycetes; Ustilaginales; Ustilaginaceae. Gene Ontology annotation, cellular component: AP-2 adaptor complex; cytoplasmic vesicle. Gene Ontology annotation, biological process: intracellular protein transport; clathrin-dependent endocytosis. Gene Ontology annotation, molecular function: clathrin-cargo adaptor activity. The transcript has a single exon. Bases 1 to 1284 code for a protein of 427 amino acids.
AUGAUCUCGGCCUUCUUCAUCUUCAACCAAAAGGGCGAGGUGCUCAUCUCGCGCCUCUUCCGAAACGAUCUCCGUCGCAGCAUCGCAGACAUCUUUCGCAUCCAGGUCGUCUCCAACCCGGACGUGCGUUCGCCCAUCAUCACUCUAGGCUCCACCAGCUUCUUCCACGUGCGCCACGAGAACCUCUACAUUGUUGCCGUCACCAAGUGCAACGCCAACGCCGCACUCGUAUUCGAGUUCUGUUACCGCGUCAUCACCAUCGGUCGCUCUUACUUCGGCGGCAAGUUUGACGAGGAAGCGGUCAAGAACAACUUUGUGCUCAUCUACGAGCUCUUGGACGAGAUUCUCGACUUUGGAUAUCCGCAGAACUCGGAGAUCGACACGCUCAAGAUGUACAUUACUACAGAAGGCGUCAAGUCGGAGCAGGCGGUGAGGGAGGACUCGAGUAAGAUCACGAUCCAGGCCACGGGCGCUACGAGUUGGAGGAGGGCGGAUGUCAAGUAUCGCAAGAACGAGGCGUUUGUCGAUGUGGUCGAGACGGUCAAUCUGUUGAUGAGCAACAAGGGGACCAUCCUCAGGGCGGAUGUAGAUGGGGCGAUUCUGAUGCGCGCCUACUUGACGGGCAUGCCCGAAUGCCGAUUCGGGCUGAACGACAAGCUGGUGCUCGAGAAGAACGACAAGAACAAAGGCAAAGUAGACGCGGUCGAACUCGACGACUGCCAGUUCCAUCAGUGCGUCAAACUGUCCAAGUACGACACGGAUCGAUCCAUCUCGUUCGUCCCGCCCGACGGCGAGUUUGAGCUGAUGCGCUACCGCUCCACCACCAACGUCAAUCUUCCCUUCAAAGUGCACGCCAUCGUUGAAGAGGUGUCCAAGUCCAAGGUCGAAUUCACGCUCAACCUCAAGGCCAACUUUGACUCGAAGCUCAACGCGACCAACGUCGUUCUGCGCAUUCCAGUGCCGCUCAAUACGUCGACGGUCAAGUGCCAGGUCAGCAUAGGCAAGGCCAAGUACGUGCCUGCGGAGAAUCACGUCGUGUGGAAGAUUGCACGCAUCCAGGGUGGUGGAGAGGCCAGCUUCGGCGCAGACGCAGAGCUGAGCAGCACAACAACGAGAAAGGCAUGGAGCAGACCACCUAUUGAGGUGGAUUUCCAGGUGCUCAUGUUUACCAGUUCCGGGCUGUUGGUCAGGUAUCUCAAGGUGUUUGAGAAGAGCAAUUACCAGAGCGUCAAGUGGGUGAGGUAUUUGACUAGGAGUAAUGGGAGCUAUCUCAUUCGCUUCUAG